AUGUCUUCAGUACGGCCAAUGACACCAGCAGACCUGCUGAAAUUCAACCCUUGCAACCUGGACCACCUGACCGAAACCUACAACAUUGGCUUCUACCUCGACUACUUUUCCAAAUGGCCCGAACUGUGCAUGGUGAUUGAAGGCCGCCACGGCGAGAUCGAGGGGUACAUCCUCGGUAAACUCGAAGCCUCACCUUAUCCGGCGCCUCACGCCCCUUACGACCCUUCAAACCCUGCCUACACGAAACAAUACCCCAAUUACCUACCCUGGCACGCACACAUAACCUGCCUCACCAUCUCCCCCUCUGCCCGCCGUUUGGGCCACGCAACCGCUCUCUCCAACUCCCUCGAAGCCAUCGGUGACCGCGAAAACGCAUGGUUCGUGGAUCUCUUUGUGCGGGUGGAGAAUACAGCUGCCAUUGAGCUGUACAAGAAGAUGGGAUACUCGGUGUAUAGGAGGAUUGUGGAUUACUACAAUGAUGGCAGUGAUGCGUUUGAUAUGCGCAAGCCGUUGAGUAGGGAUGAGAAGAGGGGGACGGUGAGGGAUGGUGGUGAGGAGAUACGGGUUGAUCCUGGAGAGGUGUGGUAA
This is a messenger RNA of Aureobasidium vineae, 588 nucleotides long. The record is from the annotation of a GenBank genome assembly. NCBI's taxonomy places the organism in Eukaryota, Fungi, Ascomycota, Dothideomycetes, Dothideales, Saccotheciaceae.